Molecule: messenger RNA, 1339 nt
Organism: Pelagomonas calceolata
Lineage: Eukaryota; Pelagophyceae; Pelagomonadales; Pelagomonadaceae
Source: the annotation of a GenBank genome assembly
GCGCGGCAGGGCGUGCGCGCGACAAGUCGUAGAAGCGCACGCGUUGACGCCACCGCCGCGACGACCCACAAGAGAAGAGCGGGCAGCCCAGGCACCAGCAGCCACCAACCAAACCAUGGGCGGCGGCCCGAGCCGCGGCACGGGCCCCAUCCACUGCGAGGAGGUCGCCGAGUUAUUGGGGGAGCACUACUACGACGAGGCCUGGCGCGUCUUCGAGAAAGUCUCUUCGCACAGAAAGGACGCCCAUGGCCAAUUUAUCGUGCCGUUCCACGAGGCGCCGAAGUUGGCAAGAGCUUUUGCCAAUGAUAUGUUGGUGAGGUACGGGGACGACCCCCAGAAGCUGGUGCGGACGGCAUCUUUAUUUGCCGAAUUGGCUUCUCCGCACGCCACUUUGCUCGGUGACGAGGUGAAUCAGCCUGAUACUCAGAUGGCUAAUGAAUUCUUAAUGAUGGCCGAGCAACUCAGCUCGGGCUUCGAGCAGCACUCGCAAAAUCUGAAAGAUCGCGUCGCGUUCCUGAAGCGCAUGGCGAAAGAGGAAGAGGACUACCAGAUUCAGAUGAGGUGGGAGGCCGACCAAGAGCGCCUCGAGAAAGAAGCGAAGGCGAAGGCGAAGUGGGACAAAGAAAUCAAGAAGAAGGAGAAGGAGGAGAUGCGGCUGGCUUCCAUACAAAGGCGCAAGGACCGCGAGGCCGGUAUCAAGUCGACGCGGAAGAAGCUGCCGGAGCCGCCCGAGACCCUGGAAGCUGCCGAACGGUUAACCCAAGAAGCCAUGGCCGCCGUCAUGCGGGGCGACAAGUGUCCUGAUCGUGCAGAUAAAAAGCGCGAAUUUGAGGACGCGGAGCGACGAUAUGGUCAUGCUUUGAGGUUAUAUGAGAAGCUUACCGGUAAAGAUACGAUGGAGACGGCCAUCGCGUUGAAUAGACUCGGGUGGCAUUUGAAGGUGCGAGGGAAGUAUUCUGCGGCUGAUACUUUAUACCGACGGUCUCUGGCAAUACGAGAAAAACAUAAAGGGCCGCGGUCCAUGGAGGUGUUGGUGGCGUUGUCGAACCUCGCGGAGAAUUGUAGACAUCUGAAAAAACAUACGGAGUCUGACUGUAUCAUGGCGCGCGUCGCGUUUUUGCGGACGCUCCACCACGUGAAGCCCGCCGCGCCCGACGGCGCAUCGGCCAAAGUUCAGGGUCCAAAGGUCUGGCAGGUCUUCGAGGACGGCGCUUGGAAGGACGUUCCAGCGGAGGUUGCGCAGGCGCCCGCGCCGGCGCCGGCCGCGCCGGCGGAGGAGCUGCUGGGGGAGCUGCUGGCGGCGACGUCGACGACUUCUUCGUAAUGUUUUCUUGUGUGU